CCUAUUUUUUUCGGAACACUUCGCACAUGCGGUACGCUUUUAUUGUCAAAGCGGUUGCGAAACUAGAAUCUUCGAUACUCCGGGUCUUCAAUAAGGCGAGCUUUGUACAUGUAACAAGCUAUACUAAUUUGGAAAUGGUUUCGAAAAUUAGUCAUUUUUAGACUCUCGCACAUUGCUUCAAGACUUAAAAACUCUGACCGAUACAAUCUGCACAUACAAUUUUGAAAGGCAAGCAAGAUCGCAGUUUCCUUAUUCGAACGUUACUAACACCGAAGACAUCUGCACGAAAAAUAAAACGCACAUUUUAAUAGCACAUUGAAUUUUGCGUGUAGGGUUUUCGCUAUUGAAUUGAUUAACUUUCAGUUGCAAAAUGACAGAAAGUAGUGUACCCAGAAUGAAGUCGCGUAAUGGAGCGCGACUCUUUAAGAAUCCACCACAGCCGCACAUGUGUAUACAAGAUUUUAUACAGGGUACUACAGCUCCAUGUUAUGUAAACGUAUUGUCUUGGGACAAAAUUGCAAUGCCUCGCAGACCUUCACUGCCUGUGCCACUCUAUGGAGGUAUGAGAGUGCCACCCCCUCGCACAAAGACAGAGGCUAUAGUGUUUGCUGUAAUGGCCAAUCCAGAAGUCCUACGAAUAAAUGGCAAGAAUGCUCAGGACGCUAAAAAGCGUACAAGUUUUAUCGAGUUACUAUUAGACUUCAUAGAAGCGAUGAACGCAGGGAUAGUUUUCAAUCGUAAUUAUACGAUAAUGAAAGAUCGAGACAUCACGGGUGAGCUGAAGGAGGUUUGGAAUGCAGUGCUAGCCAUACGCGACAACGAGCAGCGUCCUCCUCAGCAGGAAACUUGGAUUGAUGUUCAACCUCCCAUGUCACAAUUCCCACAGUAUCCAGAACAACAUCAGCAGCAGCAAGAGUAUAUACCACAACCACCGCAGUAUCACUCGAGCGUCACUUAUGGUAGGAUUAUUAACAACGAAAAUAUGCAUUAUGAGAACUAUGGACAUCAGCCUCAGAGUCCGGUAAUUUCCAAAAACGAGCCUAUCUUCAUAUCUGGGCAUAUUGUGGCGCAACACUCCAACAACGUUCGUCAAAUUACACUUGAUCAACGUACUGACAACUAUCGCGAACGCGGCAGAGAUAGUCAAGUUGUGCAGAAUAUUAUUGCUGCACAGCAUCAAUUUCAACCGAGGCAAACGUGGCCACAGUAUAUGAAUACAAAAUACAUGCAUCCAAAUUCGAAUCUACCAUAUGGACCACCUGCAAAUACCACUCCGGCUAUUAAUCCUCCGAACCAAAUGAAGCCUUUUCAGCCAUAUAAUACUUAUCAGCAGCAACAACAGCAGCACCAGCAACAGCCGAUACCGCCUCCGCCGCCGCCGCAUAUGGAUAAUGCAAUGCACGUUAAUAUUCGCAGGAUGCAACCGCAACCACAGCAGCCACAAAUACACUUUAAUCACGUACAGUCACAAUAUGUUGAGCAAUCUGGAUCAUUCAAUGUACAAAACAAUGCGCAUAGAGCAAGUAGACCGCAUAUGGGAGUAGCUCAGAAAAACAACGCUACUAAAAGACAGGCAAAUUCACCGACACAUAUUUCUUGUACAAAUUGCCAAAAUAGAGAAGACCAAUCUUUCACAAAGCCGAAGAGUCCUGUUAAAGUUCUUCAAAGGGAAAUGUUGACGGAGCGACAAGAUACAAUUAAUCAUGCGGAGAAUAAAGCUCUAGCGGAAAAAACAGAGGAACCGAAAACUGUCCCCGUGACAGAUUUAGAUGAGGAUCUAAAAAAGAAUGAUGAACUUGUGGUUGAUACGUAUCCAGAAAAACAAGACGUCUGUAAUUCAGAACUCGCGCGUGCCGUCGAUCAAACGCCGUCAUAUGAAGAAAAGAAUUCUGUAAAACUAGAAUCCAAUAAAAUGCCUUUGAUGGAAACGAAAGAGAUGGAAGUGCCAGCUAUACAAUUGACUCUUCAGAAGAAUGCCAAUAAGUUUGUCAAAGGCAAUGCGCGAACGCGAAGAGCGCAAACAACCAAAGAUGAUAAGCAUAACUCUUCGGAGAGUCCAAAACGCUCACAGCCAACGGUGAAUAGCAUUAUCAAGAGUGUAUUCAAGAUUAACCCAGGCGGGUCCAGUGAGGAAUCAUCCAGUAAGAAAAAGGCGAAUGGCCAAGCAAGGCCGACUAAUGGCAAAGCGAUGUAUGAAAAUGAGGAACAGGUACAGCAGGGAUAUACAAUAUUGAAAAAGGAGGCUCAGGAGGAGAUGGUGAGCGAGAUCGCUCAAUUAUCUAUUCAAGACUGCAAGGACGUGACUGAAGUCGCUCCCGUACUCUCGUGAUAGCCAGGCCUACAGCUGGUACUCAGCUGUGUUAGCGCGCGACCAAGGGCUUUGUUGUAAAUAGAUAGAACUUUAUUCAAUAGAAAGAAGAAACAAAAGACACCGCAGAUAGAGGAGAGGAAGAGGGAAAUACAUCUUUGACAAAAUCCAGACCUUUGAAUGGAAUUGAUACGUCCUUGAGACGACUUCGAUUAUCAUUGCGCGAAUACCUCACUCAAUAUCAUUUGUAAUUUUAUGUCUAUCACAGUGCUGUCGAAUUCUUUGAUAUUUGAAGCACUGUCAUUUAUUGAAGACACUUCAAUAGUCGAUAUUUUAAUUUUUAAUGAUCCACAACUGCCCGAUAUAAAAUGUUUUUGUUAUUGAAAAGUUUAUACUUCUUGACAAAUUAUGAUAAAUUCCAAGCCUAAGAUAAACAAGAUAGCAGUGUAGAUCGUUAAGGAUUAAUCAGCAGCAUCAGCAGGCUGUGAGAAUUAUUGCGAACAUCGCAAAUGUGAUCAUACUAAAGUAACGGUACUACGUGUGUGAUAUCAAGGAACGUAUUUAUCAGCUUUAGUCGACUAUGGAAAUGUCAAGAAACUUAUUCGCAAU
Molecule: messenger RNA, 2917 nt
Organism: Trachymyrmex cornetzi
Lineage: Eukaryota; Metazoa; Arthropoda; Insecta; Hymenoptera; Formicidae
Product: probable basic-leucine zipper transcription factor I
Exons: 4
Coding region: 371-2329 (652 amino acids)
Source: RefSeq, a predicted model, not a curated record